AUGGCCGACAACGACCCUACCUCUCCACGCCGGCCUCCCAACCCUGCGGCUCCCGUGUUCCAGUCAAUACCGCUUCAAAAUCUCAACCAGUCGUCCGGUGACAACGACGCUGAUCAUGGAGGACGCGUUCGGACCGAGCAGUCCGGGCUUGGGCUUGGGCCUGGGGCCGGGGUUGGGGCUACAAUACACGGGCCAGCAGCGGUUCAUGGGGGAGGGAGAAGAGAUCACUCGCCAAUUGCCAUGUCGGCCAAUUUACCAGGACUCUCGACUUACUGGGAGCAUCCCUAUGCGUACGCCCACGACGACAUCAGCGCCGGCAGUUCGCCGAUCGAUCAUAUGGCUCUACAGUUUGCUCUCCCCCCCGACAUACGACAGCAGCCGUCACCCUCUGAGGCCCCGCCGUACAUCUCCGGCUCCGAUAACCUAUACCAGACCCCCCACGCCUAUUAUGAGGAACGAGCCGAUACAGACUCUCUAGAGUCGGAUAGGGCCCCUCUAAAGCCUGCGGCACAGCCAAUGGCCCACCUAGACAGGCCAGAGGCAGAGGCCACGCCUCGCAAUAGUUUUCAGACUGUGUCUGAUCUCGGCAACAGCCCGUCCCGGCCACGGAAUACCCAGAUGCUCGGCUACGACUUGGAGCCCGGGUUUGCCUCGGAUCGGCACCACAGCUAUGGGGCGAAUCUCGCUCCCGAAGACAGGCGACGGUCACGCUCUCCGUCAACGAGCGGAGCGCUGUCGAGAGCGGGCUCCAUUAUGAGGGCAAUGUCCCAGCGCGUGGUCAUGAUCAGUGGCGAGGGCGAUCUUGUAGAACAGCAACCUCGGCGGGAAAGGUCGCGCUCGCCAGGUGUCGACGGCCCUCGCCAGAGUCAUAUGUCGGCGCCUAUGCUUGUCGACACCUCGUACCCAUCUCAGAUCUUCCGCAUGCCUUCGGAAAAGAGGGCUGGGUCGGAAAGUGUCCACCCAGAGGAGCAGCCGGCGUUCAUGUCACGGCCGCGUGCUCCCCUGCCGAAUCCUCUAAAGGGAAAUUCUCUCGGCAUCUUCCCGCCCGAAAAUGCGCUGCGCAAAUGGCUCUGCAAUGUCCUGGUCAACCCCUGGACUGAGCCGUUCAUUCUAGUUCUGAUCAUUCUUCAGGCGGUUCUCCUGGCCGUCGAGGCGGCUCCGGACGUAUUCGUCGAGGGGAAUGCCCGGCCCCCUCGCUGGGGGAGCACUAGGAUUGACUGGGCCAUAUUUGGCCUGUUCGUCGUUUUCACACUCGAACUCGUAGCCAGGAUCAUCGUGUCCGGUUUUGUUGUCAACGCCGACGACUACGCUCCAGUCAGCAGCAAGCGCCGUGUGAGAGAGCGAGUGGCCGAGCAGUACCGAGCUAUCUUCCAACCCCAACGCCACAAAUCGGUUCGGCAACCACGGCAAGAGCAAUUUGUGCCGACGGCCUUUGCGAGGUCUUUUACCAUGAUUCAGGGACAGGCAGCGAUAGGUUCGCUGGAAGACCAGCAGCGUCUACACCUGGCGCGUAGGGCAUUUCUACGGCACGGCUUCAACAGACUGGAUUUUGUCGCUGUUGUUUCGUUCUGGGUGUCCUUUGUGCUUGGCAUUACUGGUCUGGAGCACGAUCGCCAUAUCUUCGUCUUCCGUAUGCUUAGUUGCUUGCGUAUCGUUCGUCUCCUAGCUCUUACAAAGGGCAACUUGAUCAUCCUCCGGAGUCUCAAGAAGGCAGCGCCACUUCUCGUAAGGGUUUCAUUCUUGAUGGGCUUCUUUUGGCUUCUAUUUGCCAUUAUCGGGGUGCAAAGCUUCAAGUCGAGCCUCAGCCGCCAAUGCACCUGGCUCAACCCUGAGAAUCCCUCAAACUUCAGCGUAGCAUACACGCCGCCCAUGUCUUUCUGCGGAGGACACCUCAACGUCACGUCCGGUGCCCCGGAACCCUGGGUUUUCUCUCCAACCGGAGACCUGGCUCCCGAAUCCCUCCGCCGAGGCGCCCAGAAUGCAAAGGGCUUUCUUUGCCCCAGAGGAUCAAUCUGUCUGCAGCAGAGCAACCCGUAUAAUGGGACGGUCAACUUUGACGAUAUCGGGCAUUCGCUCGAGUUGGUUUUCGUCAUUAUGAGCGCCAACACGUUUUCGGAUCUGAUGUACUACACGAUAAGUUCGGACUUCCUCCCGGCAGCGUUGUUCUUCGGGGCUGGCAUCAUCAUCAUGAUGCUCUGGAUGACCAACUUGCUCAUUGCGGUCAUCACCUCCUCCUUCCAAGUCAUCAGAGAAGAGUCAAAGGCGAGUGCAUUUGCUGCCGACGGGCCACCAGCCCUCGGCCCUUCGGCUCACAACGAUGGACCGCCACGGCGACGGUCGACACUACAGCAUAUAUACCACAAAAUCCACUGGAUUUGGGUUGUCACCAUCGCAUACGGACUCCUGUGCCAAGCUUUCCGGACGGCGAACAUGACGCCAAGCCGAGAGACGUUCGUCAACACCUCGGAGCUCAUCGUGACUAUUUUUCUCGACAUUGAAAUCGCCAUCAGACUUGUUGCAGACUUUCGGAGAUUUCAUCACCGGAUGAGCAAUCUCUUUGAUCUUGUGCUCGCCGUGAUUACGACCGUCAUUCUUAUCCCGCCUAUCCGCAAUGCAGGCCAAGUCUAUAACUGGCUCACCGUGUUCCAACUUCUUCGGGUCUAUCGCCUGGUCUUGGUCAUUCCGAUGACCAAGAAACUGAUUCAGCUUGUACUGGGCAACGUGGCCGGUAUCGGCAACUUGAUGCUGUUUGUCUUCUUGAUCACGUUCCUCAUGGCGAUAUUCGCUGCGCAGCUCUUUCGCGGCCAGAUUCCCGCCCAAGACGCAGACGGGGAUUAUGUUAGGAUACCGUUCAACACCAUCUACAACUCCUUUCUCGGCAUGUACCAAGUAUUAUCAAGCGAGAACUGGACUGAGAUCCUGUACAAUGUCACGGCCUUCACCACCCGUCUAGACACUGCGUGGGUCGGUGCCGUGUUCCUGAUCGGAUGGUUUAUCCUCUCCUACUUCAUUCUCAUCAAUAUGUUUAUUGCUGUCAUUCAAGAGAACUUCGACGUUGGGGAGGACAUGAAACGACUUGAGCAAGUGAAAGCUUUCCUCCAACGCAAAGAGCUAGCCAGCUCAUCCAGCAACCUUGCGCUGUCGAAAGUCUUCGCAUUCGGACGAUCUAAGAAACACAACGAGGCGCUCGAUUACGGCCCCGCCAUGAUGGAAAUGCUGCUCAAGGAAGCUGUCGUGCGCGAAUUUCUUGAUGACAGUAUCGACCCUCUUCAAGAAACGCCAACCGAGAGCGAAUCCCCCCCGCAGCUCGGGACAAACAAUGGCAUCAAACCUGGGACUCUUUCCUCUCUAUGGGGAAAGGCUGUUUCGAUAUUUAACGGCAGCGACCCCAACCCCUUUUACUCAAACGUUCGAUUCAACGGGGCCAGUGACACGCUUGAUCCUAGGCAGAUGGCUCGCGAGGCUGUGAGCGCUACCGCCAGUCGCCGCAAGGCGCAAAGGGAAUAUCUCAUGCGGCACCCAAAGUACAACAAUGCCUUGUUCAUCUUCACGCCCAAGAACCCUAUCCGGCGCCUUUGCCAGCAGCUCGUCGGGCCCGGGCGGGGCUCCGAACGGAUUGACGGCGUUAUGCCGAACAAAUACGCAUGGUAUACGUUCUCUGCUCUGAUUUACGCCGCCAUCGUUGCCAUGGUGAUUCUGGCAUGCUUCACGACUCCCCUCUAUCAAAAGGAGUACUUCAUGAGGAACUCUUUCAGCAUCCUCAACUGGUUUGUGUGGACUGAUAUGGCAUUCGCGAUUGUGUUCCUAGUCGAAGCAAUCAUCAAAAUCAUCGCAGAUGGCUUCCUCUGGACACCCAAUGCGUAUUUCCGCAGUACGUGGGGUGUCAUUGACGCCAUCGUACUAAUUACCCUAUGGAUCAAUGUCAUCACCCUCUUCACCAACGACGGGGCUGUGUCUCGGGCUGUGGGCGCUUUCAAGGCAUUAAGAGCUCUGCGUCUGCUCAACGUCAGCGACAGGGCCAGAGAGACUUUCCACUCCCUCUUGGUUGUCGGCGGAUUCAAGAUUCUAAGCGCUGCCUUUGUCUCCAUGUCCUUGUUGGUCCCAUUUGCCAUUUAUGGCGUGAAUCUCUUCAAUGGGAAGCUUGUUGCCUGCAACGACGGAUCAGGCGCCGUAACCAGUCUGAUUGAUUGCUAUGGCGAGUAUAACAGCACCCCUUUCAACAACGAUUGGCCUCUUUUGGCUCCAAGGGUUGCGUCCAAUCCAUACUUCAACUUUGACGACUUCGGCUCGGCCCUUUUUGUCCUCUUCCAGAUUGUCAGCCAGGAAGGAUGGGUUGAUGUGUCCUUUGCCGUCCAGGCAAUUACUGGUAAGGGCCUUCAGCCUCAAGGGGGCCCGCCAUACAGCGCCCAAGGAAAUGCCUUGUUCUUUGUCAUCUUCAACCUCAUGGCGACAGUCUUCGUGCUCACUCUCUUCAUCUCCGUCUUCAUGAGGAACUACACGGAACAGACAGGAGUUGCUUUUCUAACGGCGGAGCAAAGAUCCUGGCUAGAGUUGCGCAAACUCCUCCGCCAGAUUUCGCCGUCCAAAAGCGCCUACGACGAGAGCAAAAGGAAGUGGGUCAUGUGGUGCCACAAGCGCGCGAUCGAGAAGCGCGGCAAGUGGUAUCUAGCUGUUACCAGCGUUCUUGUUCUCCAUCUAGUGCUUCUCCUUGCCGAGUUCUACUCGGAACCGGUCUGGUGGACGCGAACUCGCGACGGCUUGUUUCUUGUCUUCACUCUGAUCUACAUCAGCAACAUUGUGGUGCGAAUAGUCGGGCUCGGCUGGAGUCGGUUCCGAAAAAGCUCGUGGGACGUCUUUUCCCUGGUUGCGGUCAUUGGAGCUCUCGCCACUUCUAUCUUGUUCCUGACCAACACCGUGCAAGACACGUACAUCCAGCUACAUAAGUUCUUCCUGGUGGCACUUGUGCUUUUGCUCAUCCCGCGGAACGACGCACUCGAUCAGCUCUUCAAGACGGCUGCUGCUAGUCUCACGACAAUCGGCAGCUUGCUGGCCACAUGGCUGGUGUUCUUCUUGGUUUUCGCCAUAGCGCUGACCCAGACGUUCAGUCUGACACGGUUCGGGAGCCAAGAAGACGCCAACAUAAACCUCCGCACCGUCCCCAACGCGUUAGUUCUCUUAUUCAGGUUCAGCUGCGGAGAGGGCUGGAAUGAGGUCAUGGAAGACUUUGCCAAGAUUAGGCCUCCUCUGUGCGUGGAAGGGGACACAUUCUUUGACAGCGACUGUGGCAGCACUGGGUGGGCCAGGUUCUUGUUUGUUGCGUGGAACAUCAUCAGCAUGUAUCUCUUUGUCAGCUUGUUUGUUUCGCUCAUCUACGAGAGCUUCUCUUACGUGUAUCAGCGAACCAGCGGCUUGGCCGUGGUUGACCGCGAUGAGAUCCGGCGGUUCAAGGAAGCCUGGCGCAGCAUCGACCCAUCCGGUACUGGGUACAUCAGUAAGGAGGCCUUCCCCCGAUUGUUGGGGGAAUUGUCGGGAGUGUUUGAGAUGCGCAUAUAUGACGCCGACGACUCGGUGCGCCAGAUUCUUGAGGAUGUCCGGAACGAAGGGGGGGACACGGCCAGUAUACGACACGCCUCCAUCGUCGGCAAUGGCGGAUCCCAGACGGGAAUCGACCUGAAGAAGUUGAACCAGCGGUUGGCCAAGAUCGACGUUGUGAAGGUGAGAGAACGGCGGCGCCGGUUCAACAUCUUCUUUGAAGAGGUCAUGGUAUCGGCCGACCCCGAGAGAGGCAUAUCUUUUACGACGGUCUUGAUGAUUCUGGCACACUACAACAUUAUCAGCGACAGCAAGAGCUUACGACUGGAAGAGUUCUUACGCCGCCGAGCCCGGCUGCAGCGUGUCGAAGAAGAAGUAAGGCGACGAAUUGUGCUGGGGUUCUUUGACAUGCUAUACUACUCGCGGCAGUUCAAGCGCCACAUGGAACUCAAGCACUCGGCUCGCAUGACGGCAAUUCCGCAAUUGGAUGUUCCUGAAAUCCUAGUAGACAAUGAAGAGGACCGGGCAGCCGGCGGAGCGGCCAGGGCGGGCACCGAGGGCGACACGUCGAAGUCGAACAUGUUGGGGCCCAACGCUGCUAGCGGGGGGGUGUUUCUCUCAGCGGACGACGCGCGCUCACCUACGCAUCAUCAGCGCAGUUGGUCCGGCGUCAGUGCCGACCUGUCGUCAUACGACACGUCGUAUGGCCAUCCCCUAGCUGGGCCCCGAGCGUCUGGCCCGGCGUCCCCUAGCCACCGCAAUCAGGUUAGUGCCUUCAGCUUUGAGCUGCACGAGGCACCAGAUGGCGGAGACAGCAGCGACGCAGCUACGCGGACUGGGCGUCGUGGGUCGGUCAGCCCUGCCCAGGUCAGAGAGAUGCUGGACGAUUCCGUCUGGAUGGCAAGCAUCAGGAGAAGCGCAACAACAAAGAGGAACAACAACUGGGGUGGGGGUAGCGGGCCCGGCGAGUUUUGA
Lasiosphaeria miniovina is the source of this 6507-nucleotide messenger RNA. Its product is annotated as Ion transport protein-domain-containing protein. Gene Ontology annotation, cellular component: voltage-gated calcium channel complex; membrane. The transcript is spliced from 4 exons. Bases 1 to 6507 code for a protein of 2168 amino acids. Gene Ontology annotation, molecular function: high voltage-gated calcium channel activity; calcium ion binding. NCBI's taxonomy places the organism in Eukaryota, Fungi, Ascomycota, Sordariomycetes, Sordariales, Lasiosphaeriaceae. Gene Ontology annotation, biological process: calcium ion import across plasma membrane. The record is from RefSeq and is a predicted model, not a curated record.